This is a messenger RNA of Aspergillus nidulans FGSC A4, 2304 nucleotides long. RefSeq lists its product as uncharacterized. Bases 1 to 1908 code for a protein of 635 amino acids. The record is from RefSeq and is a predicted model, not a curated record. NCBI's taxonomy places the organism in Eukaryota, Fungi, Ascomycota, Eurotiomycetes, Eurotiales, Aspergillaceae. The transcript has 2 exons.
AUGGCCGACGACGAACUCUUUACGAGGGCCAUAUCUGGAUAUCGGGACGCAUUUUUGGAGCAACACUCCCACCUCUCGGAAUCAGAGCGAAAUCAACUUUGGAGUCAGCGCUUGAGUCAGUUUAUGCCUACUACGACCGCGGUGUCACCAACCUCUCCCGCGUACCGACCAGUCUCGGGUUCCAGCAUCCUUGGCCACGACACCUCUUCUGAGAAAUCUGGGAAGCGGACACGACAGGAGACUCCUCGGACAUUACCUGGUUCUGGCCCUCCUCCGACAAAGCGGCGAGUCACCACUCCGGAUCCUCCAGAGCGCGUUGUCCUGAAACGCGAUCUCUCCCAUGCAUCCUCCCCGGCAGCUCCGGAAACGUCCUGGCAGCUUUCGAGAACAAUGUCGCAGACGGACAACACACAUCCAACCUCCGGUCCUGGAUCCGCCUCCCAACCGCCAGCUAUGGUUCGUUCGCAGAGUCAACAGGUUCCAGUAUCGUACCAACAUCCUACGGCGUCCAUGGCCCAAUAUCGACACUCUCCUGGAUACCAUCGUCGCCACUUGCAGAACGUCAGCGAGUACUCACCGGCCGAGUUCACGAAGCAAUAUUUGGGCAGUUUUGAGGGUCAGUCGAGCGUAUCUCCAAGUACUAUGGCGUUUCCAGCGAGUCCUGUGCAGGUUGGGGGGUCAAAUCCGGGUUCAUUUGCCAGUCAGUUCUUUCAGGGGCAGAUGAGCGGUAACGACUCUCUGACUACGGCACCCGCUCAAUCCGUCCCUAUGACCCGCAGCGGUACAACAGACUCUCUAUGUGGAACUAUGGGUAUGAUGCGCUUCGACUCGGCAGGACCGACUCUAGGCUCGGAUUACCCCUUUACUGUUCCUUCAACUACCUUCCCUUCCUCCACACCUGUGAAUGUCCCCCUCGCCAGCACCGUGUCUACAACUCCGCAAAUGAUCCCCCAAGCCCCAUUCAACAUGGUCGAUCCAUCAAUAUCUUUGCCAUACUCUUGUUCUGCCCCUCCUGCUACCUCAAUGAGCUUCCUCCCUCCCUCCCCAGUGAGCGAGGUAAAAGCUUCGGCGCCUACAGAGGGGGACGCCGCGUCAAAUACGCCUUCUUCUAGGGCUGCUCGAAGGGCACAGGAGCAGAUUGUGCAUAGCGCAAGGCCUAUUGCUCCCAAGACAGAGACACUCAAGGCCACGCCGCCGAAAGUGGCAGAGCAUAAGAUGAUCCGUAUAUCAUCGUCUGACGGCACUUCCAAAGAGGUCGCUGCCAUUCCCAAAGCCUCAAUCCAGCGUCCACCUAGGCAAAAAACAUACUGCACCAUGUGUAACGACCAGCCCGACGGCUUUCACGGAGAACAUGAGCUUCGUCGUCACAUUGAGCGUGUUCAUGCCGUCGUACGAAAAGUCUGGGUGUGCGUUGAUAUCUCUCCUGACAAAAAGUUCCUUGCAAACUGCAAGGCUUGUCGGAACGGAAAGCGGUACGGAGCCAACUACAAUGCUGCUGCUCACCUUCGUCGUACCCAUUUCAACCCAUGCCAACGUGGCCGCGGUGGGCGCGGAAAAGACAGUGAGAAACGUGGUGGCAAAGGGGGUGGCACUCAUCCACCUAUGGACAUCUUGAAGCAUUGGAUGGUCCAGAAAGAGGAGAUUGUUGUUGAAAAUGCACAGAUGUAUCCUCUCGAUGCGGACGGACUAGUUGAUGAUAUUGUGCCUGUUCCAACCAAUCCGCUAGACGACACUUCAUUCGAAUCGCUAGCCUCUGAGGACUUGUCUUCACAGGGCACGGAAGCAACCGGCAUGAACAGUUACGAUUCAUUUACUUCAUUUCCUACGACGAAUUCGUAUCCGUCGUUUGAGAACACCUGCUACCUCGAUUCUCAACCUCUAGUUCCUGAAGUAACCUCGUACGUCUGAUGCCUCUAUUCUAGGAAUGUUCGAUGAUUUCCCGAUCUAUAUUCGCACCUUGUGUUUACCAAGUACGUCGUCGGAGUUGGUGCUUAUGCCUUUUCGCCUUUAAGCAUGCUUUCUCCUUACUUUAUCUUUCAUCUUCACUUUUUUUCUCGUCUCAUAAUUCCACAAGCUUGUGGAACUUGUUUUCUUAUUCACUUUUAUUUUCACAUUCUCUUUUUUUUUUAUCUAUUUACGGGCAACUGGUUUCCGACUUUUACCUCAUUGGGGGCUUACAGGUCGAAUCGCGACCUCGUAAUCCCCCUCAAAGAGGGAUACGACAUAAUGUGUGAUGAUGAGCAGCGAAGCAGUCCACGAGACUAUACAUCCAGAAUAUACUGAUUCGGCGAGCACGCCUAAGAA